UGUAAGGAAACCGAGAUUAACGUGGCAAAUAUGCAAUUAAAGAAGAUACAAGGGAAGGGUGGAGAAUAUAGAAACUUUACAGGCUCCGGUUUGUGAAUUCAAUUCCCAGAUUUGAUUUUGGUGAGAAGAAACGAAAACGGAGAGACGUUAACGUCGGAAGCAAAAAUGUGUUGGAAAUUUUCAUUGCUUCCUUUUCUUCUCCUUCUCGUCAGUUUCUCUGCUUCACUUCACGCCCAACUGCAGAAUACCUACAGAGUUGGGAGGAACGAAGAAAUCGAGAUAGGGUUUGGGCGCAGAGCUCUGUUAAGUUUCAAAGAGACUCCACAGGGAAGUAACGUUACCUUUGAAUGCUCUCGUUCUGGCCCCUGCGUUGCCUGCCUUUACUCCGAAAAGAAUGAUGAAAAAUAUCGCUGCAGUGAGACUGGCUACCGUAUUCCCCUGAAAUGUGUGGAAAUCAAAGCCACUUCAAAAGUUUCCAAUGAGAAAAAAUCUCACAAUGGUCGUUCCAUGCUUGAAAUGUCUUAUGAGCAGAAGCUUGUGAUCCCUGAUGAGGCCAGUGGUCACGCUUCAUCAACUGCACACCGAAAUCUAAGAGAUGGUUCUGUCUCAGCAACAGAUGGUUCUCAGUCUUACAUCACUUACAGAAGCUGUAUACCAUCAGUUAAUGAAGAAAAGUUGUCUGUACUUGGUUUUGAGAGCAUCGUGCUGUGCUUGCUGCUCGUAAGUGGUUCAGUUGUAUACUUCAGAAGGAAGCGAUCUGUUUCAACGGCUGGUUUUGCUUCUGGCAGGGUGCAAUCAAAUUCCAGGUUCUAGUCCAGUCAGGCUUUUGUUACAAAUGUUCAUGUGACGUAAAUUUAUUAACCGCAAAUACUAUAUAUUGAAGUUAUAGAUCAAUCAAAAGCUAGGCAUUGGAUGGUUGCACA
This is a messenger RNA of Benincasa hispida (wax gourd), 923 nucleotides long. Its product is annotated as structural polyprotein. The record is from RefSeq and is a predicted model, not a curated record. NCBI's taxonomy places the organism in Eukaryota, Viridiplantae, Streptophyta, Magnoliopsida, Cucurbitales, Cucurbitaceae.